GAGAUGUCUGGUCGCGGCAAGGGUGGGAAGGGCCUGGGGAAAGGAGGUGCCAAGCGCCACCGCAAGGUUCUGCGCGAUAACAUCCAGGGGAUUGCCAAACCCGCCAUCCGACGCCUAGCUCGGCGUGGCGGGGUGAAGCGCAUCUCCGGCCUCAUCUAUGAGGAGACCCGUGGGGUGCUGAAGGUGUUCCUGGAGAACGUGAUCCGGGACGCCGUUACCUACACUGAGCACGCCAAGCGCAAGACUGUCACCGCUAUGGACAUGGUCUACACGCUCAAGCACCAGGGACGCACUCUGUACGGCUUUGGUGGCUAG
This is a messenger RNA of Eubalaena glacialis (North Atlantic right whale), 315 nucleotides long. Its product is annotated as histone H4-like. Gene Ontology annotation, cellular component: nucleosome. The transcript has a single exon. Bases 4 to 315 code for a protein of 103 amino acids. The record is from RefSeq and is a predicted model, not a curated record. Gene Ontology annotation, biological process: nucleosome assembly. Gene Ontology annotation, molecular function: DNA binding; structural constituent of chromatin; protein heterodimerization activity. Lineage: Eukaryota; Metazoa; Chordata; Mammalia; Artiodactyla; Balaenidae.